AUGUUAAGCAAAGUGUUCCCUCACAUCAAGGAAAGGACAUUAAACGAGCGGGUUCAAUCGCAAGACGCUUUUAUUUACUUGGAUCGGGUGAUGUGGUCCAUGGGCUGGGCAGAGCCGGAAAACAAAAAAUGGAGGCUGCUAUACAAUGUGUGGGCCACUUUUAUGGUUGCUCUGAUGUUCAUCCUUUUGCCAAUCUCAAUAACCAUCGAGUACGUCCAUACGUUCCUCAGUUCCCUUGAAAACGGGGUAAACGUGUAUGGAAGUUCUUUCAAGAGCGCUUUCACCAUGAUUGGCUACAAGAAAAGGCAGGACGCCAAGCUAAUAAUGGAUUUGCUGGACAAGAGAUGCAGUCGGGAUGAGGAAAGGUCCUCUGUUCAUCGCUUUGUAGCUUUGGCAAACUUUAUUGAUAUCAUGUAUCAUAUAUUUUACUCGACCUUUGUGGUCAUGAACUUUCCGUAUUUUCUGUUAAAGGGACGGCACGCCUGGCGAAUGUAUUAUCCCCUGAUCAACUGCGAUGAGCAAUUCUAUAUCUCUAGCAUCGCGGAAUGUCUUCUAAUGACGUGGUGCAUCUACAUGGAUCUGUGCACGGAUGUUUGUCCAUUGAUUUUCAUGCUAAUGGCUCGAUGUCACAUUAAGCUACUCAAGGAUAGACUGAGAAAUCUCAGAUCGGAGCCGGGAAAAAUUGAAGAAGAGUACCAUCGAUUGAUAUUGGACUAUGUAAACGCUUUGCGACCCGUCUUUUCGGGCACCAUUUUUGUGCAUUUCUUUUCAACAUUUUGGACCGGAGUGGCCACUUGCCUCUUCAUGUUCGACGCCUCUAUGAAGUCAUUUCCCUUCUGCUAUCUCUGCAACAUGAUUAUCGAUGAUUGCCAGGACCUCGCUAACGGACUUUUUCACUCAAAUUGGACGAGUGCCAGCCGUCGCUACAAAUCCACUUUGAUUUACUUUCUUCAAAAUCUGCAACAACCCAUUACCCUUACGGCAGGUGGAGUUUUUCCGAUUUGCAUGCAAACAAAUCUGGCUAUGGUGAAAUUGGCAUUUUCUGUGGUCACGACUAUAAAGCAAUUUAACUUGGCCGAGAAAUUUCAAUAAGUCCAGAGAAUAAGGAAAUCGGACUCUUAUGCUGCAAUUUU
Messenger RNA from Drosophila biarmipes, 1133 nucleotides. Its product is annotated as odorant receptor 22a-like. Lineage: Eukaryota; Metazoa; Arthropoda; Insecta; Diptera; Drosophilidae. Gene Ontology annotation, molecular function: olfactory receptor activity; odorant binding. Gene Ontology annotation, biological process: detection of chemical stimulus involved in sensory perception of smell; sensory perception of smell. Gene Ontology annotation, cellular component: plasma membrane. The record is from RefSeq and is a predicted model, not a curated record.